UUUGUAGCAUCUUCUAUGAAAUUACAGUGGCUUUGGUUCCAGAAUGCCUGGUUCACAGAGGGGGAGGAAGACUGUUCUGUUAGCUGCUCCUCCCAGCACCCUGUGUCCAGCCUUCAGCUGCUGCAGGCACCAUGGUCACAUCAUCGCAGAGCUGGAGAUGCAGAUGAUCCUCCAAGAAUUACUCAAAAUCCUGUCAUUAAUGGGAAUGUAGCAAUGGCUGAUGGACACAACAACACCGAAGAAGACAUGGAGGAUGAUACAAGUUGGCGAUCGGAGGCAACCUUUCAGUUCACAGUCGAACGCUUCAACAGAUUGAGUGAAUCAGUUCUCAGCCCUCCCUGCUUUGUACGGAAUUUGCCAUGGAAGAUCAUGGUCAUGCCACGACUCUACCCGGACAGACCUCACCAAAAAAGCGUAGGAUUCUUCCUCCAGUGCAAUGCAGAAUCUGAUUCCACGUCAUGGUCUUGUCAUGCACAAGCAGUUCUCAAGAUAAUAAACUACAAAGAUGAUGAAAAAUCAUUCAGUCGUCGUAUUAGUCACUUGUUCUUUCAUAAGGAAAAUGAUUGGGGCUUUUCCAACUUUAUGGCCUGGAGUGAAGUUACUGAUCCUGAAAAGGGCUUUAUAGAAGAGGAUAAAGUUACUUUUGAAGUCUAUGUUCAAGCAGAUGCUCCCCAUGGAGUGGCGUGGGAUUCAAAGAAGCACACAGGAUAUGUUGGCUUAAAGAACCAGGGAGCAACUUGUUACAUGAACAGUUUGUUACAGACUUUAUUUUUCACAAAUCAACUACGAAAGGCUGUGUACAUGAUGCCCACUGAAGGAGAUGAUUCAUCCAAAAGUGUUCCUUUAGCAUUGCAAAGAGUGUUUUAUGAGCUGCAACAUAGUGACAAACCAGUUGGAACUAAAAAAUUAACAAAAUCUUUUGGGUGGGAAACUUUAGACAGCUUCAUGCAACACGAUGUCCAGGAGCUAUGUCGAGUGCUGCUUGAUAAUGUGGAAAAUAAAAUGAAAGGCACAUGUGUAGAAGGCACUAUUCCGAAGUUGUUCAGAGGAAAGAUGGUGUCUUAUAUCCAAUGCAAACAUGUAGACUAUCGAUCUGAACGAAUAGAAGAUUAUUAUGAUAUCCAGCUAAGUAUAAAGGGAAAGAAAAAUAUUUUUGAGUCCUUCAUUGACUAUGUUGCAGUGGAGCAGUUGGAUGGUGAUAACAAGUAUGAUGCAGGAGAGCAUGGCUUGCAGGAGGCAGAGAAAGGUGUGAAGUUCCUAACAUUGCCACCAGUACUACAUCUACAGCUCAUGAGAUUUAUGUAUGAUCCGCAGACUGAUCAAAACAUCAAGAUAAAUGAUAGGUUUGAGUUUCCUGAACAGUUGCCACUAGAUGAAUUUUUGCAAAAAACAGAUCCUAAAGAUCCUGCAAAUUACAUUCUUCACGCAGUUCUAGUACACAGUGGAGAUAACCAUGGUGGACAUUAUGUUGUUUACUUAAAUCCAAAGGGUGAUGGAAAAUGGUGUAAAUUUGAUGAUGACGUUGUAUCAAGAUGUACAAAGGAAGAAGCAAUUGAACACAACUAUGGAGGCCACGACGACGACUUGUCUGUACGGCACUGCACCAACGCGUACAUGUUGGUUUACAUCAGGGAAUCAAAAUUAAGUGAAGUCUUGCAGCCUGUCACGGACCACGAUAUUCCUCAACAACUUGUGGAAAGGCUACAAGAAGAGAAAAGAAUAGAGGCUCAGAAGAGGAAGGAGAGGCAGGAAGCUCACCUCUACAUGCAAGUGCAGGUCAGCUUUGGAAACAAAUCAAGUUGCAGCUGCCUUCCCAUUAAAAUGCAGAAUAUUGAGCAUCCAGGCAGCAAGACAAACCUUGAUUUUCAGUUUUGGAAUAAGCUUGGAAGUAAUGUUUUCACUGAGAUAAAAAUUUCAGUGCUUCUAAGUAUGUUUAUAUGUGCAGUCAGUACUAAUGAAACACUGCUGUACUGGGAAAUCAAAGCGUGUUACAGGCAUUUCUGCUUUCUCUAGAAGCCAAAGAAGUUC
Molecule: messenger RNA, 2028 nt
Organism: Meleagris gallopavo (turkey)
Lineage: Eukaryota; Metazoa; Chordata; Aves; Galliformes; Phasianidae
Source: RefSeq, a predicted model, not a curated record